AUGGUCGCCGCCCGCGGCAAGCGCUCCCGCCAUCCUCCUGCGACGCAUCCCCGCCCGCCGGCGCCGCCGCCGCAUCUGACGGCGCUGCUGGCGGACCUGGCCUCCGCGGUCUCCAUGUCGCUGCGCUUCGCGUCGGACCGGGACCUCCUGCUGCGGCCCGCCCAGGCGCUGGCGCUCGACCCGCUGCUCCUCGCCGCCGCGCGCGCCGUCUCCCGCCUCCUCGCCCUCCUCCCGCUCCACCUCCAGACCCUCACCCUCACCUCCCUCUCCCUCUCCCCGCCGGCCCCGCCGCCCUCAUCCCUCCCAUCCUCCUGGUUCCUCCGCCUCCUCUCCUCCCCCCUCCACGACGCCGCCUGGCGCGACGCCUUCCGCAUGUCCCGCCCCGCCUUCUUCCACCUCCUCCACUGCCUCUCCCUCUCCGACCCCCCCUCCUCCUCCUCCGCCCUCUCCCUCCCGCCCUCCCACAAGCUCGGCGCCGCGCUCUACCGCCUGGCCCACGCCGCCCCAGCACGGGCCGUGGCGCGCCGCUUCGGCCUCCCAUCCCCCGCCAUCGCCGCACGCGCCUUCUACGAGGUCUGCCGCGCCGUCGCCGACCGCCUGGCCGCCCUGCUCGACCUGGCAGCGCCCGACCGCAUCUCCCGCGCCGUGCCCGGCUUCUGCGCGCUCUCCCUCCCCAACUGCUGCGGCGCGCUCGGCUACGCGCGCUUCGGGGCCGCCGCCGUCACCGCGCAGGCGCUCGUCGACGCCGAGGGCCGCUUCCUCGACGUCUCCGUCGGCUGGGACCCCUCCGCCCCGCCCCCCGAGAUCCUGCCGCGCACCAAGCUCUGCGCCGCGCAGGCCCUCGUCCUCUCCAACGCGCCCCAGGGCGAGCUCAUCGGCGGCUCCGUGCCCCGCUACUUCCUCGCGCCCGCCUGCUGCCCGCUGCUCCCCUGGCUCGUCACGCCGUACAGGGACAACACCGUGACUUCCAGACACCACGACAUGUCGUCGUCGUCCAAGGAGAGGAUCUUCAACAGCGUGCACGCCCACGGGGCGCAGCUCGUCCGGAACGCCUUCGCCCAUGUGCGCGCGCGCUGGCGGCUUCUCGGGGAACCCUGGAAGGGCGACUGCCAGGAGGCGCUGCCGUACGUCGUCGUCGCGGGAUGCCUGCUGCACAACUUUCUCGUCAAGCUCGGCGAGCCAUUGCCAGACGAUGCUGUUCCGGUGGACGCCGGCGACGACGCCUUUCCGGACUACCAGGGAGACAACGACAGGGAAGGGGAGAGGAUCCGGGAUGUUCUUGCUGUGCACCUCAGCCUGCUAAGCCGCACCCAGAGACAGUCGGUCAGCAGUUUGUGAGACCUCUGCAGUUUUCUCCCCUAGUCUAGUGUACAUACUAUCAGUAGUCUCUAGUAUUCAGCAGCAUCACGGUGAUUCCUUCCUUCCUGUAUGAGUAAUGCUGAGCUUGUAUCGGAGCUGC
Messenger RNA from Lolium rigidum, 1459 nucleotides. RefSeq names its product protein ALP1-like. The record is from RefSeq and is a predicted model, not a curated record. Bases 1 to 1338 code for a protein of 445 amino acids. The transcript has a single exon. Lineage: Eukaryota; Viridiplantae; Streptophyta; Magnoliopsida; Poales; Poaceae.